CGGCCGCCCCGUGCACCCCGCGCCGCGCUCGCCCUCACCGCCGCCACCUGCUGCUCGCCCACGUCCGCGCUGCGCCCCAACAUGGCUGGCAAAGCACACAGGCUAAGUACUGAGGAGAGGGACCAGCUGCUGCCAAACCUGAGGGCUGUGGGAUGGAAUGAGCUGGAAGGCCGAGACGCCAUCUUCAAGCAAUUCCAUUUCAAAGACUUCAAUAGGGCAUUUGGCUUCAUGACAAGAGUGGCCCUGCAGGCGGAGAAACUGGACCACCAUCCUGAAUGGUUUAACGUGUACAACAAGGUCCAUAUCACCCUGAGCACCCACGAGUGUGCGGGCCUUUCGGAACGGGACAUAAACCUGGCCAGCUUCAUCGAACAAGUAGCUGUGUCCAUGACAUAGACCCAGCCUUUCCGCUUUGAAUUCUUCAGGGAAAGAAGUGACUGAACUGGAAAUCCAGAGAGAAGGAAUGGAGGAGCCCCAAAAUGUGGCUACAGUUAAAAUUGCCAAGUCCACCCUGCUCUCUCCAUGGAGGGGUGAGUGCUUGCUGUGGAAAGAGAUGCCAGCAUCACUGCCGACACCAGGAACUUAGACCUUUCCCCGGCACACCACACUCUUCAUCCUUGGGGCUCUAUUAAAUGUACACUAAUUUGAAUAAGAUCUUCUCAUUCUUUAUAACUUCCCAGCAACAGCAAUGAUUUUCUUUCCAGGCUGUGCCUUUGCUCCCUUUGUAAUUCACUUCUCAGGAAGCUGUGAUAGAAGCUAUGCUUAAGACAAAAUCUUAUCUUAGAAAAAGCCAACCCUAUCCUAUGUGACAGAAACACAUGUGCUUUUACGCCUCAAAUAAAACUAUCUUUCACUUGG
Molecule: messenger RNA, 858 nt
Organism: Pteropus alecto (black flying fox)
Lineage: Eukaryota; Metazoa; Chordata; Mammalia; Chiroptera; Pteropodidae
Gene: PCBD1
Product: pterin-4 alpha-carbinolamine dehydratase 1
Exons: 4
Coding region: 82-396 (104 amino acids)
Biological process (GO): tetrahydrobiopterin biosynthetic process
Molecular function (GO): 4-alpha-hydroxytetrahydrobiopterin dehydratase activity
Source: RefSeq, a predicted model, not a curated record